This is a messenger RNA of Penicillium cinerascens, 1374 nucleotides long. Its product is annotated as putative UDP-galactose transporter. Gene Ontology annotation, cellular component: Golgi membrane. Gene Ontology annotation, molecular function: UDP-galactose transmembrane transporter activity. Gene Ontology annotation, biological process: pyrimidine nucleotide-sugar transmembrane transport. The coding region runs from base 1 to 1374 and encodes 457 amino acids. The record is from RefSeq and is a predicted model, not a curated record. Lineage: Eukaryota; Fungi; Ascomycota; Eurotiomycetes; Eurotiales; Aspergillaceae. The transcript has 4 exons.
AUGGGGGAUCGCACACAACGCCAGCCAUCAUGGGUGCGGGAUGCGAUGAGAAAUGUGCCCUGGAUUUUGCUGACGGCGCAGUCCACUGCAUUCGUGUUGUUGGCCCAUUACUCCCGUGUUAUGCCACCCACCGGUGGCAAGCGAUACUUGACCUCCACCGCAGUCUUUCUGAACGAGGUCGUGAAACUGGCCAUUGCUCUCACAAUGGCUCUCUACGACGUCUCGAAAACCGCGCCGCCAUCCCUCCCCGCUACCUCCCUCUUCUUCUCCCUUACAAACGCCGUGUUCUCGGGCGAUAGCUGGAAGCUGGCCGCCCCUGCCUUCCUCGGUGUCCUGUCCAAUUCUCUACAAUACAUUGCGCUGUCCAACAUGCGGGCAGCAACUUUCCAGGUCACGUUCCAGUUGCAGUUCUUUACAACGGCGGUUUUUGGUCUGAUGUUGCUAAGACGGAGCAUUGCGCCGCGCAAGUGGGGUCUGCUUCUGCUUCUGCUGGUCGGUGUCGCCUUGGUGCAAAUUCCCGAUGCCAACUCCGAGCAGAUGGCGCUUCAGGAAGAUGGCUCUUCGCUUCACUUCCCCCGUUCUCUCGCGGAAUGGAAGGCUGUGAAGGGAGGCUCUGGAAACCUGCACAAACGCUCCGCGACGUACGAGGGCAUUGAGGAGGAUAUUCAGACGAUUGAUCCGAGAUUGAAUGCCGCUGUUGGUCUUUUGGCCGUCAUUGGAGCCGCUCUUGCCUCUGGAUUCGAAGGCGUCUACUUUGAGAAAGUGCUUAAAGAUAGCUCGAGCCAUACCUCACUGUGGGUGCGCAACGUGCAGUUGGCGGUCUACUCUGUUUUCCCGGCUCUGUUCAUUGGUGUUGUAUUCCGAGAUGGUGACAACAUCGCCAAUGACGGAUUCUUCCAGGGCUACAAUUGGGCCGUCUGGUCCGCCAUUGUUGUCCAGGCCCUCGGUGGUAUUUUUUCUACCUUCUCCAUCAGUCAUGCGCAGCGAGACGUCAAGUCUCUGGCCACCACUGCUAGUAUUCUCACGAGUAUCGUGGGAAGCUUCUGGCUCUUCGACUUUGAGCUAACUGCAAGUUUCUUCCUGGGCUCGGCUGCAGUCCUGGUCGCCACUCACUACUACGGCAACCCUAGUUUCAGCCCUACCCUGGGCAAAAUUCCGCCGCCAAUCCGUGUGGACUCAUAUGAGAAGGAUGACGGUCAUGAUGGAUCGCCCAUUGUCCCCUCGUCCAACGACUUCUCUAUCAAGCUUCCAAGCAGCCCGUUCUUAUCAUCAGACGGCAUGUCAAGCUCCCGACCGUCAUCACCUAACCCGGGCCACACUCGCGUGAGCUCAAGUCGGAACGUGAGCGGGAGCAACUAUUUUGAAAAGGAGUAA